AUGGGUGUAUCCCCGGCCAGCAAUCACCAUCGACGGCGGAGUUCAGUGUUGGCGGCAGGUUCCCAUUCGGCCGCUAUCGACCCAAGGGACGACAUUUUAAGGGCCACCGGGGACGGCGUCGGUUCGAAGAGGGAAGAAACGAAGUCCUCGCCGGCUGAGGACGCAGACGAGUCGGAUCUCUCCUCCAUUGCGGAAAGCGUCGAGAUGGAUUACAUUAGCUCGGACGAGGAUGUUCACGAUGACGAGGAAACCGGUCUGACGGCGAGACAGCGACGUCAGCGACGUCGUAGAAGACAGCAGCGCAGGCAGUUGGAUGCCCGGAUCGCCGAUGUCAAAGCUUCCAAGCUCGACGGGUUACCACUGGGGAUGGCGGACAGGGAUAUCCUCCAGAAGCUCCUAGUCAAUGGCGCCUUGAUCCUCAUGUGGUACUUUUUCUCGCUGUCAAUUUCAAUUUACAACAAAUGGAUGUUUUCCGAUAACAACGUCGUGUUUCCUUUUCCUCUCUUCACCACCAGUCUGCAUAUGGCCGUUCAGUUCACACUCUCUUCCCUUUUGUUAUACUUGAUACCAUCGUUGCGCCCGCAGCACCCUCACACCUCCACCCCGUCCGGGUCACCCGUCCGAGAUCAUGAUGCUUUGGAGAAAGGGCCGAUCCUCACCAAAUUCUUUUACUUUACUCGUCUGGUUCCCUGCGGUGCAGCAACCUCCCUGGACAUUGGUCUUGGAAAUAUGUCCCUGAAAUUUAUCUCCCUCACUUUCCUCACCAUGUGCAAAUCAUCCGCCCUCGCCUUCGUUCUUCUGUUUGCCUUCCUCUUCCGCCUCGAGACCCCCUCAUUUAGACUGAUAAUCAUUAUCGCCACAAUGACUGUAGGUGUUGUCAUGAUGGUCGCUGGUGAGACCGCCUUCAAUGUAGUCGGGUUCGUCCUGGUCAUUGCAUCCGCGUUCUUCUCGGGUUUUCGAUGGGGCCUGACCCAAAUCCUCCUCCUCCGCCAUCCUGCGACGGCCAAUCCCUUCUCCACCCUCUUUUUCCUUACCCCUGUCAUGUUUGUGUCUCUCAUUAUCAUUGCGCUGGCCGUGGAGGGACCUACCGAGAUUGCGGCCGGUUUCCAUGCCUUGGCCGAGGCUCGUGGCACCCUGUUUGGCGUGGGCCUUCUGAUCUUCCCCGGCCUGCUCGCGUUCUGUAUGAUUUCGUCCGAGUUCGCGCUCCUCAAGCGGUCAUCUGUGGUAACCUUGAGCAUCUGCGGUAUCUUCAAGGAAGUGGUCACGAUCAGUGCCGCUGGGGUGAUUUUCCAUGAUCAGCUCACCUUCAUCAACAUCACUGGCUUGUUCGUCACCAUUGCGAGCAUCGGUACGUACAACUACAUGAAGAUCGCCAAGAUGCGCGCAGAAGCUCGGAAGGGAUCGUGGGCGCGGAGCCCCAACCUCGACUCUGAAGCAGACGAUUCAGAUCCCACGGGCGAGCGCGGCGAAUAUCAGCGGAUCCGCAACCCGGAGACGAGCAUGCGAUACUCGCCAGAUCACGUGGACGACGAUGAGGAUGUCAACAUCACGCCGGCCGACCACCUCAAUGGGGGCCGGCGCUCGUUCCGCGUCCGCGCUAGCGGUGCCAGCAGCAACGUGCAUGGCCUAAGUAUCAAUACCUCGAACCUCAGCGACCACGAUCGCUCGCUCUCCCCGCGGGUUGCCGGCCCUUCGCCAUUGAAAUCCGCACCGCCGGUCAUUACCUCGCUUGAAGCGGAGCUUUACAAGUCAGAUCGGCGGCAAAGUUUCGGGGGCACUGUGCAACCAUCCCCGGAAAGACUGCCCCAUGGGGAGGGGCGAUCCGCCCAUUAA
This is a messenger RNA of Aspergillus homomorphus CBS 101889, 1833 nucleotides long. RefSeq names its product putative nucleotide-sugar transporter. The record is from RefSeq and is a predicted model, not a curated record. Lineage: Eukaryota; Fungi; Ascomycota; Eurotiomycetes; Eurotiales; Aspergillaceae. Gene Ontology annotation, cellular component: cis-Golgi network; Golgi apparatus; endoplasmic reticulum-Golgi intermediate compartment. Gene Ontology annotation, molecular function: antiporter activity. Gene Ontology annotation, biological process: UDP-glucose transmembrane transport. The coding region runs from base 1 to 1833 and encodes 610 amino acids. The transcript is spliced from 2 exons.